UCGAGAGAGGUGGCCUCCGACGGGCAUGGAGGAGCUGCCCGUCGUCGUGGUCCUGCUCCUCCUCCUCUCCUCACUGCUUGUCCCGCUGGUGCUCCUGGAUAGGAGGCGCCGCGGUCGGCGGACGCCUCCGUUCAGUCUCCUGGUGGUGGCCGGCUCUGGUGGGCACACAACAGAAAUCCUGAGAUUACUCAGCUGUUUGUCAGAGUCAUACUCUCCUAGACAUUAUGUUUUGGCAGACUCAGAUAAGAUGAGUGAAGCUAAAAUUCGUUCUUUUGAACAAAAAAGGGCUGAAACGUUCUCCGAGUCCCAGUUCAGCCUGGAUCGCAUUCCCAGGAGCCGGGAGGUCAGACAGUCCUGGGUCUCCUCUGUGCUAACAACACUGUACUCCAUACUUUACUCUCUCCCUCUGACCUACAAACGGAAACCAGAUUUGAUAUUGUGCAAUGGACCAGGAACAUGUGUUCCUGUCUGUUUAUCUGCUUUUCUUCUUGGCCUUCUACGAAUAAAGAGAACAAUUAUUGUGUAUGUAGAGAGCAUCUGCCGUGUGGAAACUUUAUCCUUGUCUGGAAAGAUUCUUUACUACUUUUCAGAUUAUUUCAUUGUUCAGUGGCCUGAUCUAAAGAAAAAAUAUCCCAAGUCAGUGUAUCUUGGUCGAAUAGUGUAACAACAGAAGACAAGAUAAACUUUACCUGCUCCUCACUUGCAUUCCUGUAGUAAUUUAUUUUCCAGAAUUCCUGUUACUAAAUUAGGCUGGUACUUAAAAUGAGACAAUAAAGAUUUCUCUACAUUUAAGUAAAAUUUGUGUGCAUUUGUGUUUAUUGCUAUCAUUUAGAUCUGUUUGCCAAUAACUUAUAGUGGCUCUAAGUCUAUCCUGUCUCUGUUUUCAUCUAGUUUUUCUGCUAUGUGAAUGGUAAUUCUUGUCUACAAAUAAAUAUGGGAAUUUGUAUGAAUGUAACAUUUCCUGUAAGGAAACUUUGUGUCAUUUUUAAAAUUGCAGGCAACA
Messenger RNA from Melospiza georgiana, 1003 nucleotides. RefSeq names its product ALG14 UDP-N-acetylglucosaminyltransferase subunit (gene ALG14). Lineage: Eukaryota; Metazoa; Chordata; Aves; Passeriformes; Passerellidae. Gene Ontology annotation, biological process: dolichol-linked oligosaccharide biosynthetic process. Gene Ontology annotation, cellular component: UDP-N-acetylglucosamine transferase complex. The transcript is spliced from 4 exons. The coding region runs from base 26 to 664 and encodes 212 amino acids. The record is from RefSeq and is a predicted model, not a curated record.